AGAAACAUUUGGUAAGAUUUUGUGUUUUUACAGUGUAUAGUAGACAGCUAAUGUGGGAAACAAGGAAACAAUGCAAGUACGCAUAGAGAUGCCACCCAAAAACCCCAGGACCAUGAAGUAUAGGCAUCUCUCAAAAAUUAGUCAAAAUGUUGAAAGGGUGAGGCUCCUGAUGUCAAGGCCAGUCAAUGAAUAUUUCAUCUAAUUUCAAUCUCAAGCACUUUGAUUUUUUCAUUAAGUCUCUUUGUUUCCACUCAAACCUUUCAUGAUCAAAUUCAAACUGGAAGAAAGCUCAGGAAGAGUUAUUUUUGGCGUGUGCUCCUGCAGCCAUAAAAGGCCAGACUGAUAAAACUCUGUCUCACGUUAGUUUGUGUUUUCUUCCGUUAUUGUGUAAAAAUAAACAUGACUCGCAGAUGACUGAGGUUUACAUGGGAAGAAGGACUUCCUGUUUACAUGGUAUAAAGGGAGAAUACCCGGUGCAUUCCUUCAGUUCACCACAUCAGACUGAAGUAUGAUGAACUGGAUCAGGACGGACUGCAUUCGGACUGCUCUAAACUGGAACUAAUCUGAUUGGACGCGACUGGAUUUAUCUUCAUUACCUGGAACUGGUAUGUCUUGUGUAGCUGCUGUCUCUGUGCUCAUCAGGUUUGUGAUUUACUGAACAUUUCCUGAAUUAAAUAUCAACAUAAUCAAAAUCAAAUGAGCUGUUUUGAACUGUUCUUCUUUCCCUUUGCAGAUAUUCUUUUCUAAGGAUCUGUCCUCCAUGAUGCUGCUGUCCUGGAACUCUGUGAAGCAACAGCUUGAGGAGACGGCCUCUCAGGCAUUAGACGUUUUCACCACCGGUGAAAGGACGACCUGGAUGAGGACCUUCCUCCUCCUCCUCACCUGCAUCACAUCGAGCAUCCUGCUCAGCUCCCUGCUCUUCCUCUACCUCCUCUUCGGCGUGGAUUAUGAAGUGGAAGUCGCAAGUGGCAUUACGGUCUGCUUCGGGGUUUCACUCACUGUUGCCCUUUUCUUUUCAAACAGAGUGAGAUGUCUGGGGACUCUGUUUGUGGUUUCCAUUUUCAUGAAGAAGAGCCGGAACUUGCUGCUGACUGCUGGAACGAGUUUAGUCGUCCUUCAAAACAUCCGCAACACUCUAAGGAACCUGACCCGCCUGAUGCAGAGUAUGAUCUGCAACCUGAAGGCAAAGAAAGAAUCCAUCGUUGCUCCAUUUAGCAACUAUGUCAAGAUGUUGGAGUGGAUUGGAGGCGUCCUCAGAGGGGUUACCGACCUGGGAGUUGUCAACCUUGACUCAAAGUUGAAGGUUUCGCCGAGAAUAGAGUCAGAAGUGUUCAGGUUGAAGCUGAGCGAGGCCGAGCAGAGACUGAACGAGACCGUAAGGUAUGCUCAGGGCGUCAUGGAAACAAUCUUCUCUGUGACGGACAAGAUGUUUCCCGCCGUCAGCUUCCUCAUACUAUUCACAUUAAUAGCUUUACGCGUCAGAAAGUACUGCAACGACGUAAAGUAUGAGAACAGCUUCAUCAGCGGGAGGUUUGUUAAGUUUGAUGAGAAGCAGAAAGCUGAAGGGAAGCCUCAUGUUCUCCCGCUCACCCCAAAGGAAGAGAAGCGGUACGCCACCAUUCCAUCGGUGCGUCCCAGCAGCAGCGAGGGGAAAGCCAUGCUGAAGUUUGGAGCUCCGGUAAUCUCCCACUUUGUUGCCUGGGCCCUUUUUAUAACAGUGGAUGCCUUGCUGUACUGCUUUGUUGAUAUUGUCACGAAAAAAUUAUCGGAGCUGAAGCCAUUCCACGUGCCCCUGAUGAUCAGUUUCACAGGGAUUGCGACUUUGAUAGGCAUACAGAUUGAAGAAGAAAACCGUCAAAGGGAUUUUUCCUACUCCGUGACUUUGUUUGAGAGGAAGUGUCUCCCUGAACCCGAGCUGCUGUUGUAUAACUCUGUGCUGCCGCUGAGCGCCAUCCUCAUCAUCCUGAUCAUUAUGGCUCUGAUGGCUUCCAAAGUCUCCCAGCUCAGACUAAUGGUCUGUGAUCGGUUCUUUUCCGAUGCCAGCAAUGCAAGGGUGGAGUUCCUGCAUCGCAAGAUCCUGAGAAAAAGAUUAAAAACGAACAAGAAAGACAAUGAAAGCAGCAUUAUGUCAUUUAUUCUAAAGCUACAUUUCUGGUGUCCGAUGUUCUUCCGACCCAAAGAUGAGCCUCAGAGUAUUGCUUAAAGAUAUGGUUCUCUUUACCCAUAAUGCUACCAUGCUCAAUCAGUUGCAGGUUUGUUAAAGACACUGAAUGUUUAAAUUUAAAAAAUGGUCCAUCUUCAGGAUGGGAAAAUACAUGGAUCAUGGUAUUUAAAGACUACAUUUGUGUGGAUGCACAAAACCUGGAAUCAACUACCUUUCUU
Molecule: messenger RNA, 2382 nt
Organism: Poecilia latipinna (sailfin molly)
Lineage: Eukaryota; Metazoa; Chordata; Actinopteri; Cyprinodontiformes; Poeciliidae
Gene: dcstamp
Product: dendrocyte expressed seven transmembrane protein
Exons: 3
Coding region: 761-2203 (480 amino acids)
Cellular component (GO): membrane
Source: RefSeq, a predicted model, not a curated record